AUGGCGCGAACCCUUAUACGCUUAACACGCUUAACAACUGCAAAUCUUAAAAUCCAUUGCGAUAAUUUAGACCUAACUGAAACCCAGUUUCGUUCUCAAAGAAUGAUCGAUUAUGUGAAUUAUGCACAAACAAGUUUGGGCAGUGAUGACUAUGACGUUGAUAGCUCAACAAUAAAUUCAUUUGCGCAAGCGUCUGUUGUUGUCGAAAACCGCCUGCAAGCUCCAGACGGCAGAAGUAUUGAUGGUUUUAUUUAUGGUCGACUUAAUAUAUUGGAGGCGAGUGAUAACUCGUCAGUUGAAGAAGAUGAAGAAAUGCAAUCGAGAUAUGGCGGUGAUGUCUUUCUUGGAACUGGCACGAAGAGAAAAAGAGAAGAAUCGAUCAGUGAUGAGGAGGAGGCAUCCAGCUACACCGAAGAAACUAAUAAAGCUAGCGAAACUAAAGAAUCUUCUGUCGCGGCUCGCCCGCGAAAGAGAAUUCAGGUGGCAAGAAUGAGAGCGACUCCGUGGUACCUCUUACCACAAAAUAAUGAAUAA
Molecule: messenger RNA, 534 nt
Organism: Ambispora gerdemannii
Lineage: Eukaryota; Fungi; Glomeromycota; Glomeromycetes; Archaeosporales; Ambisporaceae
Source: the annotation of a GenBank genome assembly